This is a messenger RNA of Fonsecaea multimorphosa CBS 102226, 984 nucleotides long. RefSeq lists its product as uncharacterized. NCBI's taxonomy places the organism in Eukaryota, Fungi, Ascomycota, Eurotiomycetes, Chaetothyriales, Herpotrichiellaceae. Bases 1 to 984 code for a protein of 327 amino acids. The record is from RefSeq and is a predicted model, not a curated record. The transcript has a single exon.
AUGAAGUCCCUUUCAUCCGCGCUCGUCGUCUCCUUGCAGGUUCUCUCGACCCUCUCCGUCCUCUCCUCCGUGGAUUCCCUCCCCAUCUCUGCCUCCGCCUCUCCCUCGUCCCCAAUCCCUCCAAAAAGUCCAACUUCAUCAAACCAAACCGUCUUCUACAUCACCGCGCUCACGAACCACCCGCACCCACCGUACCUAGCCCGCCUGCAAUGCUGGGCCCUCGCGACCCCUUUCACGGUAUACCCGACCGUCGGCCGCGCGCUGGCCUUGGGGGACGUCGACAACGCCACGUACGUGGUGCUGCCUCCCCGCAGCGCCGAGGGAUGGCACAGGCCGCCGCACAAUAUGUUCUUUGUGCUGUUGAGUGGGGUCGCGAGGGUUUAUGUUCCCCAUUCAGGGGAGUCGAGGUCGGAGGACGGGGUUGGUGGGUGUGAUUAUGGCUUUGGCCGUGGUCGUGGUGGUGAUGAUUACCGGGCAGGAUGCCGGCGGCACGUCGAGAGUCCCAAGUCGAAGCUGGACAGGGGUUUAGAUUCUGGGUUUCACGUCGACGACAACCAUGGCGUGGAUCUAACGCUAGAGUCGCCACGCUCAGACUCCUCCUCCUCCUCCUCCUCCUCCUCCUACCCUCGUCAAGAUCAACACCAGCAUCAACAAAGCCAUCUAGUUCCCCCAUCAUCAUCAUCAUCAUCAUCAUCAUCACCUCUACCACUACCACUACCACAACAGAGCCAUGACCGACAACAGCUGUACGAACAGCACCUACACCCAGAUGCGAAAUGGGACACCAUCACCAUCACACCCGGCUCGCCGCACCAGAUCCUGAUCGCCGCCGACACGGACCCGCGCGCCCGGGGCCAUUUGACCUUCUACCCGGGCGACGGCGAGACCGUGGCGCUGCAGAUUCCGUUCAGACGCGGCGCGGCGGGAUCGCCCCUGCCGGCGCACAGGGUCGUGCAUGAGGGCGCUUGUUGGGGGGAUGAGUAG